AUGGCCAGGACCAAGCAAACCGCCCGUAAGAGAAGCGGUGGAAAGGCUCCGCGUAAGCAGCUUGCUACCAAUGCUGGUCGCAAGAGUGCACCUGCGAGUGGUGUGGUUAAGAAGUCGCAUCGCUAUAGGCCUGUGACCCUGGCCCUUCGUGAAAUUCGCCGCUACCGGAAGUCGAACGAACUUCUUAUUAACAAGCUGCCAUUCCAGCGUUUGGUGAGGAAAAUCGCUCAGGACUUCAAGAGCGACCUCCGAUUCCAGAGUUCGACUGUGAUGGCCCUUCAGGAGGCCAGCGAGGCCUACCUAGUCAGUUUCUUCGAGGACACCAACAUACGCGCAAUCCACUGCAAAGGAGUUACCAUCAUGCCGAAGGACAUCCAGCUGACCUGGCGCAUCUGUGGAGAGCGUGCAUAA
This is a messenger RNA of Dermacentor andersoni, 411 nucleotides long. The record is from RefSeq and is a predicted model, not a curated record. Lineage: Eukaryota; Metazoa; Arthropoda; Arachnida; Ixodida; Ixodidae.